This is a messenger RNA of Saccostrea cuccullata (small rock oyster), 929 nucleotides long. RefSeq names its product cytochrome b5 reductase 4-like. The record is from RefSeq and is a predicted model, not a curated record. Gene Ontology annotation, cellular component: endoplasmic reticulum. The transcript has 5 exons. NCBI's taxonomy places the organism in Eukaryota, Metazoa, Mollusca, Bivalvia, Ostreida, Ostreidae. Gene Ontology annotation, molecular function: heme binding; cytochrome-b5 reductase activity, acting on NAD(P)H. Gene Ontology annotation, biological process: generation of precursor metabolites and energy; superoxide metabolic process. The annotation marks the transcript as partial.
UUUGCUAAACAACUAGAUUAGCAAAGAUCUAUAACACUAAUUGUAAUUUUUUAAAACCUUUUGGGAGCCAGGCUUUUCAAAACUACCAUAUGUCAAACAGAUCAAAGGUGAACCUGUAGACUUACAAACAUUAAAGAACUUUCAAAGACCAAGCUAGUAUAUUUUGAGUUUGUGCAAGGUUGCUGAAGAUUGUGUCAUGUGUUCUACUUAACUCUGUGCAGUUUGUGACUUAACAUUGAAAUACGGUGCAUUUCCUGUUGGUAAUUACCAACUCAACACUAAGACAUUUUUUCGGUACUUGGAUUCACAAUAGACUGUGUGUGCAUGUACCUGAUACAAAAUGGCUCAGAAAUCUAGUGGAUGUUUUCUGGGAUGUUUAUUCAGAAUAUGUUCAUCCAAGUCUCAAGAAAAGUCCAAAAAGGGAUCCCCAACACCUAGUAGUAGCUCAGUAGAAUACAAAAUGGCUGGCAAGGACUUCCUGCAGCCCAGCUUUCCGGCCCCCAACUCCCAGCAGAGGCUCUCUGACACUCGGAACAAGGUGGCUCUCAAGCCAGGGCGCUCACUGAUGGACUGGAUCCGACUGGGAAGGAGCAGGGAGGAUCUAACAGGGGUGGGCGGUAAAAUUUUGGAGGUGGACGCAGAAGAGUUGGCUAAGCAUAAUAGAAGAAAUGAUGCCUGGAUUGCCUUAAGAGGCAAAGUGUACAAUAUCACCCCUUACAUGGAGUAUCACCCGGGGGGAGAUGACGAAUUGAUGAGGGGGGCAGGGAUUGACGGAACUCAACUGUUUGAUGAGGUUCAUAAAUGGGUAAAUUAUGAAUCAAUGUUGGAGAAGUGCUUCGUGGGAAAGCUGAAGUCUACAACACCAGUCCAUAGAAGAGUUUCCUUGUUAAGGACGCUGGAGCCUUCUACAUCUGCACCAGGGCUUAGUA